Messenger RNA from Notolabrus celidotus (New Zealand spotty), 1723 nucleotides. RefSeq names its product intraflagellar transport 52 homolog (Chlamydomonas) (gene ift52). The transcript is spliced from 14 exons. The record is from RefSeq and is a predicted model, not a curated record. Gene Ontology annotation, biological process: cilium assembly; intraciliary transport. Bases 217 to 1536 code for a protein of 439 amino acids. NCBI's taxonomy places the organism in Eukaryota, Metazoa, Chordata, Actinopteri, Labriformes, Labridae. Gene Ontology annotation, cellular component: cilium; centriole; intraciliary transport particle B.
UUAGUUACCGUUUUUACCCAUCAUGCAUCACGGAUAUGAUAGUUGAAGGUAACCAAGACAAACAGCGUUACAGAGAUGUUUGUUGUUAGCUAAACCUUUAGCUUUACUUCUACUGUUACAGUUGGUAGAUAAUUAUCUAAAGCACCGAGAGCUAAGUGGUAGGAAUGGGACCUGACCGGAAGUAAGGACUUUUAGAAUAAGAGAAGAGUCCAUAUAAUGAUGGAGAAGGAACAGCACAACACCGUGGUCUUUAACUGCUCCAAGAGAGAGCUGUUCACCGCCAACAAUGGGUACAAAACCAUGCAGAAGAGACUGCGAGCUCAGUGCAAGAUACACAGCAUGAAGGAGGAGCUGUCCCCUGAGAGGCUGAAGGGCGUCAAGCUGUGGAUCACCGGGGGCCCAAGGGAGAUGUUCACAGGAUCAGAGAUGGAGACUCUGAAGCACUUCCUGGAUGGAGGAGGAAACGUCCUGGUUAUGCUCGGUGAAGGAGGAGAGAGGAAAUAUGGCACAAACAUUAACUAUCUGUUGGAGGAAUACGGGAUAGUGAUCAACAAUGAUGCUGUUGUUAGGAAUGUAUAUCAUAAAUAUUUCCAUCCCAAGGAAGCGCUUGUUUCUAACGGUGUAUUGAACAGAGAGAUCAGCAGAGCUGCUGGGAAAGUGAUCACAGGAAUCAUUGAAGAGGAGAAUGUAGGAAACAAUGCACAGGCUCUCACGUUUUCAUAUCCGUACGGUGCCACUCUGAACGUGAUGAAGCCGGCUGUGGCUGUGCUUUCAACGGGCUCAGUCUGCUUCCCCCUUCACAGACCUGUCCUGGCCUUUCACCAAGGAAAGGAGGCUGGUCAACUUGUGGUGUCUGGUUCCUGCCACAUGUUCAGUGACCAGUACAUAGACAAAGAAGAGAACAGCAAAAUCCUGGAUGUUGUGCUCCAGUGGCUCAUGACUGAUAGCAUUCAGCUAAACCAGAUUGAUGCUGAAGACCCAGAGAUCGUGGACUACACCAUGUUGCCCGACACAGGGUGCUUGUCAGAGCAGCUCAGGGUGUGCUUGCAGGAGGGCGAUGAAAACCCCAGAGACUUCACCUCUCUCUUUGAUAUGUCUUUGUUUAACUUUUCAACAGACACUCUACCCCAAGUCAUCAGUGCUUACAAGCAACUAAAUGUCAAAGACGAGCCACUGCAGCUGAUCAUGCCACAGUUUGAAACUCCACUACCACAGCUUCAACCUGCUGUCUUCCCGCCUGCUCUAAGUGAUCUGCCUCCCCCCAUGCUGGACCUGUUUGAUCUGGAUGAAACGUUUUCCUCUGAGAAAGUGCGCCUGGCACAGCUCACCAACAGAUGCACGGACGAUGAUCUUGAGUUCUAUGUGCGGAAAUGUGGGGAGAUCCUCGGAGUGACUCCGAAGUUGGAUAAAGAUCAGAGGGAUGCAAAGCACAUCCUGGAGCACAUUUUCUUCCAGGUUGUUGAAUUCAAGAAACUAAACCAGGAGCAUGAUAUUGAAACAGAGGCCCGAUUCACUCCAGUGUUACGGGAUCCAUGAACACUCAAGUCUUUGACAAAGAUGGAAGUUUAGUCUGAAGUUAAAAGGAAGAACUGUCACAGGAGCUGAAGACUUUUACCCACAUGAUAAUAAAAUGUACCUGUACAUAGUUAAUAUUUUCAUACCUUUGUAUUUUGCUUUACUAAAAAAGAACUAUGUGUAAACAAUAAAAGUCAUUGAUAAUUUA